Messenger RNA from Melanotaenia boesemani (Boeseman's rainbowfish), 2940 nucleotides. RefSeq names its product septin 7b (gene septin7b). Gene Ontology annotation, molecular function: GTPase activity; GTP binding; molecular adaptor activity. The transcript has 14 exons. Gene Ontology annotation, cellular component: septin ring; septin complex; cell division site. Gene Ontology annotation, biological process: cytoskeleton-dependent cytokinesis; cilium assembly. The coding region runs from base 612 to 1793 and encodes 393 amino acids. The record is from RefSeq and is a predicted model, not a curated record. NCBI's taxonomy places the organism in Eukaryota, Metazoa, Chordata, Actinopteri, Atheriniformes, Melanotaeniidae.
AGGUUUAAAAAUAUUACAGAUGGUUGUUUUAUCCUUUUUUUUUCUUGCAAACUCAAAUAGCAUAAUUCUGCUAAAGCUGCAUAUCCUGUAGGCAAAUCAGCACAUCAAUUCCUAGAAUCACACAGGAGACGUGGGCUGCUGUUGGCAGGCAGAAGAUGCUCUGGCAUGAGGGGGAAAAAAAAAAAAAAACUCUCUUAGACACAAGCUUAAAAGAAAGGCUGCAACUGUGAACGGACCUUGCUUUAUGGCACUACUAACAUUAAAGGAACAAAUGGAGUGGAAUAUGUACAACGCAGGCCAACUGUUGGCACUAGUGCAGUUGCUCAGAACAUGAAUCUUUUUGCCUCAGGCUUCACCACUUGGGGAAACUGAUUCUGGAGGCAGAAUAGUUUGUCAGAUGACCUGAGAUUGAUUUUUAUCAAUUUUUUUUCUGCUCCCUCUCUCUUUCUUUGUGACCCUGGGAAUACUGGAUUUGCCUGCACUCUGGGAUCUAUUAUAUUAAUCAACAUAAAACAGCACAACAAAAGAAUCUUGAAGGAUAUGUCGGCUUUGCAAGCCUCCCAAAUCAAGUGUACAGGAAGUCUGUGAAGAGGGGCUUUGAGUUCACCCUGAUGGUCGUGGGGGAAUCAGGACUGGGCAAGUCAACUUUGAUUAAUUCCCUGUUCCUAACAGACCUGUAUUCAACAGAGUAUCCUGGACCAUCACAUAGAAUCAAAAAGACUGUACAGGUGGAACAGUCUAAAGUCUUAAUAAAAGAAGGUGGCGUUCAGCUGCUGCUCACAAUUGUUGACACCCCGGGGUUCGGAGAUGCUGUUGAUAACAGCAACUGCUGGCAGCCAAUCAUCGACCACAUAGACAGCAAGUUUGAAGACUACCUUAAUGCAGAAUCACGAGUGAAUAGACGACAGAUGCCUGACAGCCGGAUCCAUUGCUGCCUUUAUUUCAUCGCCCCCUCAGGACAUGGACUAAAACCAUUGGAUAUCGAGUUCAUGAAACGGUUGCAUGAGAAAGUCAAUGUCAUCCCUCUGAUCGCCAAAGCAGACACUCUCACCCCAGAGGAAUGCCAACAGUUCAAAAAGCAGAUCAUGCGGGAAAUCCAAGAGCACAAAAUCAAAAUUUAUGAGUUUCCUGAGACAGAUGAUGAAGAAGAGAACAGGCUGGUGAAGAAGAUAAAAGACAAGCUGCCGCUGGCUGUGGUAGGAAGCAACACCAUCAUCGAGGCGAAUGGCAAGAAGGUCAGAGGAAGACAAUACCCGUGGGGGGUUGCAGAAGUUGAGAACAGUGAUCACUGUGACUUCACUAUCCUGAGGGACAUGCUUAUCAGAACUCACAUGCAGGACCUGAAGGACGUGACAAACAACGUCCAUUAUGAAAAUUACCGCAGCAGGAAGCUGGCCGCUGUCACUUACAAUGGAGUGGACAACAAUAAGGCUAAAGGACAGCUGUCCACCAAACUUGACACAGUUGAAGGAAUGAGUCCUCUGGCCCAGAUGGAGGAGGAGAGACGGGAGCAUGUUGCUAAAAUGAAGAAGAUGGAGAUGGAGAUGGAGCAGGUGUUCGAAAUGAAAGUCAAGGAGAAGGUGCAGAAGCUCAAAGACUCUGAAGCAGAGCUUCAGCGGCGUCACGAGCAAAUGAAGAAGAACCUGGAGGCUCAGCACAAGGAGCUGGAGGAGAAGAGACGCGUCUUUGAGGAGGAGAGAGUAAACUGGGAGGCCCAGCAGCGCCUGGAGCAGCAGAAACUGGAGGCCUCCAGGACUCUGGAGAAAAACAAAAAGAAAGGCAAGAUCUUUUAGAGACAGUCAGCAGGACCACCCCAGCUCGAGUUGUUAUUGUUUGCCAACGUUGCUGGUCAGAACGCCCGUCGAGGGGCGCUGACACCCCCCCACCUCCUCUUCCCUCCCCUCCUCUGUUCCCCUCCCUCUCUCUCCUGUGCUCCACCUGCUCCUGCCGCUAAGAGGGUGUAACUGUGGGCGGUUAUGUGUAUGUGAGGGAGGCGGAGGGGUGGGGGUGUGCGUGUCCAGCCAGAACUGCAGCCACAGACCCCCCCCCUCCCCCACCCCUCGCCUCGGGACUCAUCAAUAAGGAAUGUGUUUACCUUUUAAACGAGGAGUAACCCCAUUUUAGUAAGGCCAAACCCAUAUUAUUAUUAUUAUUUUAAUUAUUAUUGUUGAUGUUUAUUAUUGUUGUUGUAUAACUCAAUACUGUUCCAACCUACUGCUUUUUUCCCUCCCAAGGUUGCUUUUAAAAGGUUUAUAGAGAGUCAAGACAAAAAAGAAGUAAAUACCCGAGAAUCAUGUGUAACUAUUGUACAAUCAGAUUCUGGUGAAUUUUAUGUUUACAGAAAAAAAGAAAAUGACAGUAUUUGAACAUUAACCUGGUCUUGUGUAUUUAAGUCAGACGAUGGCAAGGCAUUAACUAAUCCUUCCUGUUUUGUUUUGAGUUUACCUGGUAAACCUGCAACCCUCAUCCAAUCAUUGCCAUAGCCUAAAAUAAGACCAUAACAAGAGAAAAACCCCAGAUGAAAAACAAAAAAGAUAAAAAAAAAAUGCACCUUGGGCCUUUUUAUAGACUUAAAAAAUGGUUACAGCUUCUUAUAUUCUGAAUUGUAAUACUUUUUCCUCUGUGUUUAGCUACUUUCAAUAGCCUUGGACCAUUUAUAAUGUCAUAAGUGUUAUAUUUCACUUUAGUUUAUUUUUCUAUAUACCGAGCCAGCUGAAGUAACGACUUCUUUUGUAUGUUUAGAAACUCCUCUGAGACUGACAGCAGCGUUUUCUGUUAAACUUGUGUUAAAAGUGAUCAUAGAUGCUUUUAAAAAAAACGAUCAGUGGGAAAUGAAGAGUCAGCACCACAUUUUGCUUUGGCUAUGUACUCCAUCUCUGUAUUUUUUAUUUUAUUUUUCAUUUGUAUUGUACAAAGUCACUUAAUAAACCUGUGAUGGUA